CGUGGUGCAUUGCCGCGCCGUGAUUGGUUGACUUGUUGAUCUGAUCUUUGACCUGCACUUCCGCCGGCGAGCCCACUCCAGUUGGAAACUUCUGAUCGUGACCAGGAAAUUCUCUCCGGUUUCACCUCAACCUCCGACCUCCGACCCCACCAUGCAGAACCUGCUCCUCCUAUUGGUGGUCCUGACCACGCUGACCUUCGCCAUCCCGAAGCCCACGGACGGUAAGAAGGACCGCGUGGUGGACAAGCCGCUGAGCGAGCAGGAUCACUAUGGCGACGAACACAACUCCGACUACGAUCAUGACGCCUUCCUCGGGGAGGACGCGCACACAUUCGACCAGCUGGACCCGGAGGAGAGCAAGAAGAGACUCGGGGAAAUGGUGGAUAAGAUCGACAAGGACAAGGACGGUUUCGUGACUCAGCAGGAGCUGAAAGAGUGGAUCCAGUACACACAGAAGAAGUACAUCCUGGAGGACGUGGAGAGACAGUGGGACAGCCACGACCUCAACAGGGACAAGCGCAUCCACUGGGACGAGUACAAGAACACCACCUACGGAUUCAUGUCACCAGAAGAGGAGCUGGAGGAUGAUGAGGAUGACGGCUACAACAUUAAGGACAUGGUGAAGCGUGACCUUCGGCGCUGGGAGACGGCAGACAGCGACGGGGACAAACACCUGACCAAGGAGGAGUUCCAGUCCUUCCUCCACCCCGAGGACGUGGAACACAUGAAGGACAUCGUCGUACAGGAGACGCUGGAGGACAUUGACAAGGACGGGGACGGGUCCAUCUCUCUGGAGGAGUACAUCGGUGACAUGUGGACGGGUGAUGACAAGGAGGAGCCUGAUUGGGUGAAGUCUGAGCGCGAGCAGUUCGGCACCUUCCGCGACAAGAACGGCGACGGUAAAAUGGACAAGGACGAGGUCCGGGACUGGAUCAUUCCUCCCGACUACGACCACGCAGACGCCGAGUCCAAACAUCUCCUGUUCGAGUCUGAUGCAGACAAGGUGGGUAGAGGAUCUUUCCUCCUAAUAAACAGUUACCCAAGUAACUGGAUUUGA
Messenger RNA from Branchiostoma belcheri (Belcher's lancelet), 1057 nucleotides. RefSeq names its product calumenin-like. Gene Ontology annotation, cellular component: endoplasmic reticulum. Lineage: Eukaryota; Metazoa; Chordata; Leptocardii; Amphioxiformes; Branchiostomatidae. The record is from RefSeq and is a predicted model, not a curated record. Bases 152 to 1057 code for a protein of 301 amino acids. The transcript has 6 exons. Gene Ontology annotation, molecular function: calcium ion binding.